This is a messenger RNA of Etheostoma cragini (Arkansas darter), 4489 nucleotides long. It is a transcript of the gene ap1g2, whose product is annotated as adaptor related protein complex 1 subunit gamma 2. Gene Ontology annotation, molecular function: clathrin-cargo adaptor activity. Lineage: Eukaryota; Metazoa; Chordata; Actinopteri; Perciformes; Percidae. The record is from RefSeq and is a predicted model, not a curated record. The transcript has 21 exons. The coding region runs from base 208 to 2628 and encodes 806 amino acids. Gene Ontology annotation, biological process: intracellular protein transport; Golgi to vacuole transport; receptor-mediated endocytosis. Gene Ontology annotation, cellular component: Golgi apparatus; AP-1 adaptor complex; membrane coat.
UUAUUUUGGAGGUUAUAUCAUUCACAUAAACAGACUGCCAUGCUAACUUAGCUAGCUCUUUAGCUCGACAGCCUCUCACUGAGCAGGCUUGACAGCAUCUACAAGGUUAGCUGUGUUCGGUCACUUGGCUAGCCUGUGCUUCGUUUCACUGACCAUCAUCAUCGACUCGGGGAGUGUCAUUCUAACUUGAAUAUAUUUAAUACUUGAAUGUAUUUUUACAACGUUAAUGAGUUAUAUAGAGCCAUGUCUCCAUCAGUGCCCCUGCAGGAGAUGAUUCGGGCCAUCAGGUCAGCGAGAACGCAGUGUGAGGAGCGCGGUGUCAUCCAGAGGGAAUGUGCAGCCAUCCGGGCACAGUUCAGACAAGCUGACAAUGGGGGGCGAUCGCACAACCUGGCCAAGCUGCUCUAUGUGCACAUGUUGGGCUACCCAGCUCACUUUGGUCAGAUGGAGUGUGUUCGGAUGAUAGCCAGCCCUCGCUACAGCGAGAAGCGUGUGGGAUAUCUUGGAGCCAUGAUGCUGCUAGAUGAGAAGCAGGAUGCCAGCUUGCUCAUCACCAACUCCAUCAAGAAUGACCUAUCUCACAGUAACCAGUAUGUGCAGUCUCUGGCUCUGUGCACGCUGGCCUGCAUGGGUUCAGCUGAGAUGUGCAGAGAUCUGGCACCAGAGAUUGACAGGCUGCUCCGAGCCUCCAACUCCUACAUAAAGAAGAAGGCUGCUCUGUGCGCUGUUCACAUUGUGAGAAAAGUCCAUGAUCUGGGGGAGCUUUUUGUGCCCGCAGCUCGUUCCCUCCUUGCUGAGAAGAACCACGGUUAUAUCCCUUCAUGUAUGCACUCUGCAGUAAUGUGUAUGUGUUUGUGUUGUGUAUUCCAGACAGUGCCAGAUCUGGUUCAGAUCAUGAAAGGUCUGGUCCUUUCAGGUUAUUCUCCAGAACAUGAUGUGGCAGGAAUCAGCGAUCCCUUCCUACAGGUACGCAUCUUGAGGCUGCUGAGAAUCCUUGGUCGCAACAACGAAGGCGCCAGUGAUGCUAUGAAUGACCUACUAGCUCAGGUGGCAACCAACACUGACAGCACUAAGACUGUGGGCAACGCCGUGCUGUAUGAGACUGUUCUUACCGUGCUAGACAUCAAGUCAGAGAGUGGCCUCAGGGUUCUGGCUGUGAACAUACUGGGAAGAUUUCUCCUGAACAACGACAGGAACAUUCGGUACAUUGCCAUGACAUCUCUUCAAAAGAUUGUUGGGACAGACCACAAUGCAGUGCAACGCCACAGGGGAACCAUAGUGGACUGCCUGAAGGACCAGGACGCUUCUGUCAAGCGCCGGGCAUUGGAGCUGUCCUUGGCGCUGGUGUCAGCCUCCAACAUCCGCUCCAUGAUGAAGGAACUGCUCCUCUUCCUCUCCUCCUGCCCAGCUGAGCUGAAGGCUCAUGCUGCCAGCGGCAUAUUCAACGCGGCAGAGAGGUAUGCACCCUCCCAGCGCUGGCACAUUGACACCAUCCUGCAUGUCCUUACCACGGCGGGGGGCGACGUGAGAGAUGAAACGGUGCCCAACUUGAUCCAGCUCAUCACCAACGCCUCAGAGCUGCACUGUUACACCGUCCACAAGCUCUACCGAGCCCUGCUUUCAGACAUCUCACAGCAAUCCUUGGUGCAGGUGGCGUGCUGGUGUAUAGGAGAAUAUGGAGACCUGCUGCUGAGAGGAGAAUGUCAGGAGACAGAGGCUGUUCAGGUCACAGAGGACGACGUACUGGACGCUUUGGAAACGGUUCUGCAGUCCCACAUGUCGUCCCCGGCAACCAGAGGCUUUGCCCUGACUGCCACCAUGAAACUGAGCACCCGCAUCACUGAUAAUGUGGAUCGCAUCAGAAGCAUCGUCAGCAUCUAUGGCAGCUGUAUAGAUGUGGAGCUCCAGCAGAGGGCAGUUGAAUACAAUGCCCUGUUCAAAAAAUAUGAUCACAUGAGGGCAGCAGUGCUGGAGAGGAUGCCUGUGAUUGAAAAGAACUCCUCGGGUCAUACCAACGGAGAGUCAACGGGGGAGGCCAUGAAAGACAUCCAGCCAGCCAAAAUCAAGCAGGGAGAGCCACUGCUGCCCCCGCAACCUGCUAACCAGGUGUGUGAUCUCUUGGACCUGCUGGGAGGCUCUGACGAGACUCUGCAGCCCAGCCCAGCAGUAGGUGCUCCAGCACCGGGUCUGCUCAUCAACACAGCCAGCAUUGCUGGAGGAGACCUCCUGGAUCUGCUAGGAGUGUUAGAGCCUGCACCCCUCGCACCAGCUCCUACAUUGCCAGUGUAUGAGAAAGACGGUGUGACUUUGACACUAAGUUGUGAGAAACAGUCAGACACGGGCCUGACAGUCACACUAACAGCCUCCAACUCCACUGAGUCAGACAUCAGCAGCUUCACUCUGCAGGCCGCAGUGCCCAAGAGUGUCCAGUUACACAUGAAGGCUCCAAGUGGGGACUAUCUUCCUGCAAGAGGCACAGCUAAGGUGACCCAGAUGGUAGUCCUUAACAAUCCGAACAAGGUGAGCCCGAAGAUGAGAGUCCGCAUAUCUUACACCAGCCGAGGAUCAGCAUUUCAGGAUACAGUCCAGAUCGACUCCUUCCCUGGACUCGAUGCUGCCGGCCAGUGACAACAGCCAUUCAGUCCAACGGGACUAUGACAACAUUCUGUGGCUGAGUCAGCAGGCAUCGCCCCUCACUGACGGAAGGUUUUCUGUGCUGUCUCACCCUGUAUACUACCGUCAAAGCUGCAGUUUCUGAAAUUCCUGAUGUUUCUGGUGUUUUUACGACUGAAGAACCUCGUGAACUUGCAUAGUUUCCCCCUCUGGAAUCCAAGUGUAAAUCUGAGUGAUGGCAUUAUUUAAAAUGGCACAGGCUUUGAAAAUGCCCUUAUAUUAUGGAAAUACUAAAAUAUCAGUCGUUAUGGGAUUUUUGCAAUGACAACUCUCCGUAAAAACUUUGUACCAUCCAUGUUCUUAUUUUUAUUUUUAAUUUGAAAGCAACUGAAGCUGAUUGUACUUGUUUCACUUCAUAAAUAUGUACUUUCAUGUGGCUCCUGUCACUCAGUACACGCCACUAGAUCAAUUGUCCUCACAUAGCACUCCUUUACUCCCUUUCAAGUGACUUCCUUUAUGAACUAUUUGCCUUUACCAGCUUCGGUUUGUUGAAAAGAAGCUUAACACUAAUGACCCACUACUAUUAUUAUAAAAUGCUCAUAUCCAGUACACCAGGUUUUACUGAGAAACACGAGGAAAUAAAUGUGAGAUUGAAGGGUGUAGGAUUUUAAACACAACCUUAUUCUGGUUUCACACCGUUGCAACAACCAACCUUCAUCAGUGUAACCCAAAAGUUCAGCGAAGUGACCUCUGGGCAACAGAGCAGAAUCUGUCCAUUAGGGCUGCACAAUUAAUCGCAGUAUGGACUGGUGCAAUUUCUAAAUCGCAGAGGGGGCGCAAUAUUUUUUAAAGGCAAAAUAUGCGAAAACCAUUCUGAAGGAAAUAUUGUGGUGCUGAAGUGACGUCACGGCCUACACCUCCUAUGCUACAGACUACAGAAAACAUCUUUGUUUGGUUCAGAUCCUCGCGAAAAUCACACUAUAGUCAAUGAAAAUUAGAAUAAUGAUACAAACAUAAUUCCCUAAAUAUCCUGAAUUCUAUUGCAAUCGCAUUAUCAGUCAAAAUAAUCGCAACUAGAUAUUUUCUUCAUAUCGUGCAGCCCUACUGUCCAUGGGCGGCAAUCACUUUCUACCCCUACUCCUGUGGUCAAAAGUGCUUUGUCAUUUAAAUGACUGGAGGCCACGGAUUACCGUCGGCGGCGUUAAAGCCCCUUUAUGUGUUUCAUAUUUGUCAUGACUCAUUCAGCUAAACAGCUCUGAGUAUCCUCCUAAUUAAUUCUCCUGUGCCUUUCAUCCUCUGAAGAACUGAGUUUUCGUCAUGUGCAAAAACAAAUGCAAUUACUGGUAUAUUUGGUCUUGGAGGCCAAGAAAUGGUUUUUAUCAUUUCCAUUCAAGCAAACUUUUCCUAACCAGUAUCUCCUAUUCUAUCGUUUACAGAGGCUCCAGAGUUACUUUAUUUUUAAGAAGACUGUACAGUGAUACAAGAAGAAUGGGCAUGAUACGGUCUACAAGAUCUAUAUUUCAUAUUUCAAGUGUAUGAGCACAAUUAACUAAGUUUAUGAAAAAUCUCUUAUACAAACCUUCUUGAAGACAAAACAGGGGGCUGGGAAGACAAUUAAAUGAAGAAGUGCAUUGCCUCGCUAAUAUGACUCAUCUCAUAACAAUGAGCCUCCAUUAAAAAAAAAACCCUGGGUACUGGAUGUCAGCAAUGGUGCUCUAAAUGGACUUCAGUGCAAUCUCUUACCAGACUGUUCCAGACCACUACCUUAACUGAGCUGUAAAGAAAAGACCAGGAUGAGUAUUCUGUUGUAAAUUGUCUUUAAAUCUUCUGUUUCAUGUCAUUUUCUAAUAAAAAAAAUCAGUUUUCAGAAUUGUCA